Aspergillus caelatus is the source of this 2541-nucleotide messenger RNA. RefSeq names its product ENTH domain protein. Lineage: Eukaryota; Fungi; Ascomycota; Eurotiomycetes; Eurotiales; Aspergillaceae. Gene Ontology annotation, molecular function: clathrin heavy chain binding; SNARE binding; phosphatidylinositol-4,5-bisphosphate binding. The record is from RefSeq and is a predicted model, not a curated record. Gene Ontology annotation, cellular component: clathrin-coated vesicle; clathrin-coated pit. The transcript has 5 exons. Gene Ontology annotation, biological process: clathrin-dependent endocytosis; vesicle budding from membrane; clathrin coat assembly. The coding region runs from base 429 to 2255 and encodes 608 amino acids.
UGCGAUUCCCGCUGACUGACACUCCAAACGUUCCGAAGGCCUGAAGCUCCCUCAGUCCCUCCAGCCCAUUUACCAACCUUCUAAACUCUUCGAGGCCGGCAUAUCUCACGCUUUUAUUGCCAUCAUUAUUUUAUCGAUCUCAGUCUCACUCUCAGAAGUUGUGUUGAUUAUAACUUCACCCACCCCCACCUUCUUACCAGACUCCAUACUUCCAAAAUUACGACGCGCGCAGCAUGGCUUGAGCCACCAUGACUGUUGUUAGUGCCGGUGUCGACAGAUCAAUUUGGAACUACGAUAGCUGUUGAUCUGCCUUGAUAUUUUUGAAGCCCUUAUACCCUACAGGGGUCUUCAGUCCUAAUUGAACUUCUCCCACGAGGAUCUUCUGAUCCCGAUUACGGCCCAAUCGCGGAGUCCAACACACCGUCGCAAUGUCCCACAAUUUUGAGAAAUCGGUAAAGGGGGCCACCAAAAUUAAGCUCGCGGCCCCUAAAUCUAAAUACAUAGAGCACAUCCUAGUAGCGACCCAUACAGGAGAAGCGGGAGUAGCAGAAAUAUUUCGAACAAUUCAGCUUCGGCUACGCGACUCAACAUGGACGAUAGUCUUCAAAGCCCUCAUUGUCAUACAUAUCAUGGUAAGGGAGGGGCAAUUGGACGCUACACUACAGUAUAUGGCAGAGAACCCGAGGAAGCUUGCAAUAAGCGGAUUUUCAGAAGUUCAGUCACAGGGACAUAACAUCCGGAGAUACUCCGAUUACCUAGUCGCGCGCGCAAAUGCAUUCGAGGCUACCAAAACGGAUUAUGUACGAAGCGGGCAGGGACGUAUGAAGAGAUUGACGGUAGAAAAGGGCCUCUUGAGGGAAACGGAGAUUGUACAAAGACAGAUCCAUGCGCUGUUACAGUGUGAUCUUCUGACAGAUGAAGUUGAGAACGAGAUUACGUUAACGGCCUUUCGCCUGCUCACAUUGGAUCUCCUGACGCUUUACUCAGUCAUGAACGAGGGCACGAUCAACGUUUUGGAGCAUUACUUCGAAAUGUCGCGGCCUGAUAGCGAGCGUGCACUGGAGAUUUAUAAGACUUUUACCCAACAAACAGAGGAGGUCGUGAAAUUCCUAGGUGUCGCUAGACAUUUCCAAGCAGCAACACGGCUAGAAAUACCCAAGCUGAAGCACGCCUCUACCGACCUAACUCGACUCCUUGAAGACGACCUUAAUGACCCGGAUUUUGAUCAGCGACGAAGAGAAUAUUUACUGCGAAAGGGAGGAAAGAGCGGCAACCCGGGUCAGACAUUCGCAUCCAGCAACACGGCUGGAGCAGGAAGUAGGUCUGUCAGCAAUCCUGAACCACCUCGACCCCACACACAACCUGCUCCGCAAAAGAAAGAGAACCCAGCGAACUUGAUCGAUUUCUUCGACUCGAUCGAUCCACAACCCCCAGCACAACAGAACCCUAUGCAGCUACCACAUCUACAGCAGCAAGCGCAAGCGAUGCAAUUCCAACAGACAGGCUUCCACCCGCAACAGCCAGCGUUCUACCCCCAACAAACUGGGUUUCAACAACAGGCGCAGCCGACCGGCUUUGGCCAGGUUAUGCCAACUGGGGAUCCAUUUGCACAGCAAAGUACCAAUCCAUUCGGUCAACAGCAAGCUCAGCAGCCACAGCCACUUCAGUCAACGCCAACUGGUGCGGGAUUUGGUGGUUACUCAGCGCAGCCGCAGACAUAUGGAUUCCAGCAGAAUCUUGCCCCUGUUCACCAGAACAAUCUUACGCCAUUUCCUCAGCAACAGCAAUCAAUGUCCGGUGCGCAGUUGCAACCGCAAAUAACGAACCCCUUCAGGCAGUCGAUGUUACUGAGUACCCCAACCGGAACCGGCAUGCCGGCAUCUUCACUGAACCGCCAGAGCACAAACCCUUUUGCACGACGGCUGUCAAGCGCCAACCCGCCGCAAUUCGACGCCAGUACGCCGCCGCCACAGCAACCGCCUCCGCAGUCAGCGCCGUCACUACAACCCCAACGAACGGGGACUAAUCCUUUUGCUCGAAGCUCUUCGGUCCCUCCGCAGCAGUCACAGGGCCUGCAGCCUCCUGCGCCGGCGCCUCUGCGGCCCAAUCCCACUGGAAGCACGAACCCUUUCCGCCAAAGUGCCUUUGUCAACCAACAGACUGGUCAGGGGUGGCAUGUCGGUGGUCAGCAAGGGACGAUGGGCGGUUAUGAGCAGCUGGAAACUGUGCCUGUGUUUCCGCGGCCCGGAAUGUAAUGUCCCCAUUGCGGUCUAGACGGCCGUGGCACUUAUAUCGGGAUAUUCUUAACCCCCGCAGUUCCUUCUUGUUCAUAUUCUCUCCUACAUGGGUCGUUCAGUUAUUGUGUUCGUUUUCAGCAUACGAUGGUGAGCUCGCAGCGCGGGCCUGGCUGCCAAAUCUUGUAGCGAUAGCCAACAUUAGUGACUAGGGCAUGUAAUAAGACUUUGUAGAUUUUUUUUUUUGCGACCGUGCUGCGAGUAGCGGGGUGUUGAGAGUCGUCGUAGCCCUUUCGCUGAACCUCCU